AUGACAAUCAAUAAUAUUCGUCAACAACGUUCUAGUUCUUAUCAAAUAGAUAAUUUAGAUACGAAACAAACUCAUACACAAAAUACAAAUGAUUCAGUUAAUAAUUCGAUAAAUAAUUUUAAGAAUAAAAUUUUAACUGGUAUUCAUGAUGAAAAUUAUCAUUGGCUUUUUGAAAAUUCAAAGAGUGUACUUGAUGAUAUAUUCAGUUAUCCAUUAUUAAUUGAUUAUUUUAAUGUCUAUCUUUCAUUACCCAUUUUUGGACAACGUGUUCUUUGUCAUCGUUUAACACAUCAAUUUGAUUUUGAUCCUCCAAUAUUAACUUCUGAGCAAAUUUAUGAAGAAGCAAAAGAAUGGUUAAUUCAUUGUCGAUUAGAUAAUUAUAUUCAUACAGAUAUUUAUAUUGAGAGUCUUCUUAUUUUAUUACUUACAACAACAGAUGAUUCAAUAGAAUUAUCUUCGACCUUACAUACAUUUAUUCAAUCAAAAGAAACAACACUCAAAGAACAAUCACAUAUAUUUUCAACAGUAGCUGAUGUUCGACAAUUUCAUCAAUUUCUUCAAACUACAUCAGGAAUUAAAUAUUGGAAUUUCUUUAUUGAUUCAAUGCGUUUACUUCAAUCACGAUAUUCAUCUCGAUCUACUCGUAUUGAUAUUUCAUAUUUGAAUUUUAUCUAUAAAUACUAUUCUCAAUAUCAUGAAUUUCAUUCGAUUACUAAUAGUUUUGGUGAUACUCGAAUGCCUGAUUCGAGUACACCAGAUUCAAUAUGGUUUCAAAUGGCAAUCAAUGCAAUGCAUCAAUUACGUAUAUAUUGGUUACCACGAUAUCUUAGUCAAUUAUUUUCAUCAUCUCAAUUGAAGAAAAAACCUUCAACAAUUGAAACAAAUUCAAAACCGAUUGAGAAUAUUAUUAAAACAUCAUCAGAUAAUGUUAUUGUAACACCUAACAAUCACUUAUCAACGAUUGAUUCAAAAAGAAAAAAAGAACCUAAUUUAGUUAAAUAUACUCUAGAUAAUAUCUCUUAUCUUGAUUACUAUCCUCAACAAUAUAUACAAAUUCAAUCAUCUGAACAAGAUGAUUUUCAACAAAGCUUUGAAGAAUUAAGUGAACGAAAUGAUAAUAAUCAAAUAGAUACGAAUUCUAAAUUAAAAUUUGAAGUUCCACUAUAUUCAUCAUCAGAUCGUUCAAUUGAAGAUUAUGCUACAAAUGUUAAUCUUGAAUUAUUUUAUCGUAUACUUGUGUCAGAUUCAUUGGCUGGAUCACCAUUUCUUCAAUAUAUUUCUCAAAUAGUACCUAAAACUGAUGUAAUUUCAUUUCAAACUUGUAUUCAUUGUAUUACCGAUGCUGAAAUUGUAUUAUCUAUUCCGUCCGAAAAGUUUAAAGAGAAAAUUCUUAAACAAUUUAUUUCUCGAUAUAUUGAAGUAACAGCUACAGCAGUAUUACCUAAUCAAAUAUUAGAUAAUAUCGACGAACAAAGACAUGAAUUAAUUAAAGAAUUAAUAAAUAAUAAUAAUAAUAACAACAAUCAAUACCCUCUUCUUUGGAAAAUUUUAUUAAAAAUUACAAAAUUCUUAAUUCCUCACUUUCUUCAUUAUAUUAAAUUCGAUCGACUUCGUUGUCUCAUUAAAGGCAAAACUUUAAAUAUAAAUCUUAUCAUUAAUGAUCUUCAUCAUAUAUUACCUUCAGUCAAUUUUGAUAAAUUACUAACAGAUCAACAAAAUAUUAAAGAAACUAUUUUAAAACAAACAUAUUCCACUGAAAGAGAAAUUUUCUUAAAAAACUAUUUGACUACUUGUAAUGAACAACAAAAAGAUCUUAUAAAGCUUUUCAUUCAAAAUCAAUAUUAUACAACUGAAAAACAAAUCAAUACAGAUGAACAAUGUGAAUUUCGAAUUGGUGAACGAUUUCCGCCAUUAACUGAUCAUGAACUUGAACAAGAAUUACGUCGAUUUUGUACAAAAUUUGAGCAAAAAAAUAUCGAAACCAUUUUUGGAAAAUCAUUUGAUGCUCCAAUAAUACCUCAUCAAACAAAUAUUUCAACAUUCAUUGGUGAUCCAUUAUCACAUAAUACAACAAACCAAACAUUAUUAUCAAAUGAAUAUUUAGAAUUGAAUACAAUUGAUACAUUUACACUUGAAAUAAUUAAUUCAGCUCGAGAAAUAUAUGAAAUCGAUCGUUUUAUAUCGAAUAUAAUGAAUGAAAGUAUUAAUCUUAUUCAAAACUAUCCUUUAAUAAAAUCAAUAAAAAGUGAUUCAACUUCGUCAUCAUUAUCAUCAAUAUCUGAUGACAUACUUAUAACGAAUUCUUCAUCAAUAUUAACCUAUCCAGAAGUUAUUACAAAUAAUAUUAAUCAAAAUGCAUUUGUAUCUUUAAAUUCAUCUGAAACAAAUUUUAUAAUGUCAAAGAAAAUAAACGAAAAAAAAAUUCUUUCAUUAAUUGGUUCAUAUUUUAUUAAUUCAUCAAAUAUAACUAAUGAUAAUUUAAUUUCUCAAAUUGAAUACACAAUUAUAAAUAAUAAUCUAGAUCCUAUUAUAAAUAAUUAUUUAAAAGAAAAUCAUUUAAAAUCUCUUAAUGAAUUUUCUCUUCAUCAAAACUUCGAAUCAUUUUCACCCUCAUUUCAUAAUUCAAUUAAAAAAUUAAUUAUUACUCAUACAGGUAUUGGUCAAUUAUCUAUUGAUUUAACUAAAACAAAUAUUCUGUCUAAUAAACAUGAUAUUCUCACAAAUAAUAAUAAAAUUAAAUUAUAUACAAAUAAUCAUAUUGAAUUUCUUUUAGCAAAUAUCAAAUCAUAUAAUUUUGAUAAUGAUAAACAAGAAUUACAUUUAUAUCUUGAUAAUUUUAAAUUACCUGAUAUAACUAAAUUUUCAAUAAUAAAUAAUAAAAAUAUAAAUAAACAAGCAGAAUUUUUUCAUGAAACAAUUAAAUUUACACAUGAAGAUAAAUGUAAUGAAAUAAAAAAUUUUAUUAUUGAAAAGAAAAUUUCCUAUUUUCAAAAUAAUGAACAACAACAAUUAAUAGAAUUUAUUCAAAAUAAUAUUAAUAAUCAUCAAUGGCCAUUACAUGAAUAUAUUGGUAUACAAGGACAACGUUCAUGGCGUGCAUUAAAAUUAGCAAGUGAUAUUUCAAAUUUUGAUAAUGGAUUUAUGUUAAAUUAUCAUAAAGAUUUCGAUUGGAUUUCAAUUGAUAAUAAUUAUGGUUCAUUUGAUCAACGAACUUAUUUAAUUAUACGAAAUUUUCAACGACGUAUUGAAAAAAUAAAAACUAUUCAUACAUAA
This is a messenger RNA of Rotaria sp. Silwood1, 3273 nucleotides long. NCBI's taxonomy places the organism in Eukaryota, Metazoa, Rotifera, Eurotatoria, Philodinida, Philodinidae. The record is from the annotation of a GenBank genome assembly.